Hemicordylus capensis (graceful crag lizard) is the source of this 1331-nucleotide messenger RNA. Its product is annotated as zona pellucida sperm-binding protein 3-like. Gene Ontology annotation, molecular function: acrosin binding. Bases 64 to 1284 code for a protein of 406 amino acids. Gene Ontology annotation, biological process: binding of sperm to zona pellucida; positive regulation of acrosome reaction; egg coat formation. The record is from RefSeq and is a predicted model, not a curated record. The transcript is spliced from 9 exons. Gene Ontology annotation, cellular component: extracellular matrix. NCBI's taxonomy places the organism in Eukaryota, Metazoa, Chordata, Lepidosauria, Squamata, Cordylidae.
UUUUCUUCCUCACUGAGUAUCUGGCAGGAGCUGUAUUUAAGGAAGCCUGACGGAGCGGCCUUAAUGUGGCUUUUCUUUGUUGCUUCUGUCUUGAAGAUGGUUGACUGUGCAAGAGGGAUGGUGUUUCUUUGGACAGUUGGGUUUCUGUGGCCAUUGGCCGUCCAGGUUUGGGCCCAAGCAGCUGACGUGUCAACUCCGACCGUGGCUUCCAGCACCACGGCCCAGAAGGGAUUUUUCAGGAACCUCUUCAAUGCUGCAAAGGGCCUGAUGUGGAGUGACGCCUCCGAUGCUGUGGUCACCACGGUGGCCAGUGAGCCAGCAACCACAUUUGCUAGCCCCACAGCUUCCAGCACACAGGCUCGAGUCGAAUUCAUACAAGCUGCUCAGUCCAAAGACGUUGCCAAGAUGAACUUCUCUCUCCGGGUCCUGGAUGAUGGCUUCCACGUUCCGGUCGAACGCCGUGUCUAUGUGGAAGGCUCCGAGAUCCGCUUGGAAGCCAGAGUCCAGCCAGGUCCAAGCCUGUUCCCCAAGAUCUUCAUUGACGAGUGUUAUGGGACAGAUAGACUCCACCUGAACCGCGCCAGGAGGGCCUACAUCAUUGUGGACAACCAUGGGUGUCUGUAUGCAGAGGAGGCCGGGACUGCAGCCUCUUGGUUUCGGAAAGAAGACUCUGUGAUUGUGUUCAUGCUGCCCGCCUUCCUAGUGACGGGUGAACUGGAGGAAGAGAUCUACAUCCACUGCUUCCUGACGGCAUGGAGUCGAAGGAUCCCCACAAACUCUGGCAAGAAGACCUGUUCCUGGGACAGUGCCUCUUCCCGGUGGAAGAACAUGGACGAGCCAUCCCAGGCCUCGGUCUGCAAUUGCUGUGACACCCACUGCCCAUCUGCAUCCCAUCACUCUGGACUUGUCCCAGCCUUUGCAGGCGAAGGAAGCCGGCACAGAGUUGUGGUUGGACCUCUGACAGUGCAGAAGGAAGGCGUCCCAUGGUUUGAAGGGCAGUGCCACACCAUGAAGAAACUACUGCUGGUCAGCAUUGCCUUUGUGGGCAGCUGCAUCCUGGCUGCCCUCUUUGUUGGGACUCUCCUGGCUCUGGCCCUGGCCUUAUUCCGCUAUUCCCGAAUGGGCAGAGGACACCAGCUCCUGAAAGACCGGAAGGAGCAGCCCUUCCAGACAGAGCUGCAGACGGUGGUCGGGGCCCUGGCCAUGGCCGAGGCGGAAGCCACGGAGAAGGAAUCUAGCCUGGACUAUGUCAAGCUGAAAUCAGACACCCUAGAGAAAGUAUAACCCUGUCCUUUUGCGUGAAAAUAAAAAAAUAUUUAAAAAUUUCCUAA